Messenger RNA from Dipodomys spectabilis (banner-tailed kangaroo rat), 3201 nucleotides. RefSeq names its product N-acyl phosphatidylethanolamine phospholipase D (gene Napepld). Gene Ontology annotation, molecular function: zinc ion binding; N-acylphosphatidylethanolamine-specific phospholipase D activity. Gene Ontology annotation, cellular component: cytoplasm; membrane-bounded organelle. The record is from RefSeq and is a predicted model, not a curated record. NCBI's taxonomy places the organism in Eukaryota, Metazoa, Chordata, Mammalia, Rodentia, Heteromyidae. Gene Ontology annotation, biological process: N-acylethanolamine metabolic process; N-acylphosphatidylethanolamine metabolic process.
AAAGACAUGGAUGAAAAUGAAAUUAACCAAUCCUCAAUGACAAGCAGCCAAUAUCCCAAAGAAGCAGUAAAAAAACGCCAAAAUUCAGCACGGAAUUCAGGAGGAAGUGAUUCAUCUAGGUUUUCCAGAAAAAGCUUCAAAUUAGAUUACAGACUAGAGGAAGAUGUAACUAAAUCGAAGAAAGGAAAAGAUGGGAGAUUUGUUAACCCAUGGCCAACAUGGAAAAAUAUCUCUAUUCCGAAUAUUCUCAGAUGGGUGAUAAUGGAGAAAGAUCACAGUGGUGUUCCAGGUUCCAAAGAGGAACUUGACAAAGAGCUCCCAGUGCUUAAACCAUAUUUUGUGAAUGACCCUGAAGAAGCAGGAAUGAGGGAGGCUGGCUUAAGAGUCACAUGGCUGGGACAUGCAACACUGAUGGUGGAAAUGGAUGAGCUCAUAUUUCUUACAGAUCCUAUCUUUAGUUCUCGUGCUUCUCCAUCACAGUACAUGGGUCCAAAGCGAUUUCGUCGUCCUCCGUGCACGAUAAGCGAACUCCCCUCAAUAGAUGCAGUCCUUAUCAGUCACAACCACUAUGACCACCUGGACUACAGUACUGUCAUCACCUUGAAUGAACGAUUUGGUAACGAGUUGAGGUGGUUUGUGCCAUUGGGUCUCCUUGACUGGAUGCAAAAAUGUGGCUGUGAGAACGUGAUUGAGCUGGACUGGUGGGAGGAGAAUUGUGUCCCUGGUCAUGAUAAAGUCACUUUUGUCUUUACACCUUCCCAGCACUGGUGUAAAAGGACCCUAAUAGAUGAUAACAAGGUUCUGUGGGGCAGCUGGUCUGUCUUGGGGCCUUGGAAUCGAUUUUUCUUUGCAGGAGAUACUGGCUAUUGCCCUGCUUUUGAAGAGAUAGGGAAGAGAUUUGGACCUUUUGACCUUGCAGCUAUUCCUAUUGGUGCUUAUGAACCAAGGUGGUUUAUGAAAUACCAACAUGUCAACCCAGAAGAUGCUGUAAGGAUUCACAUUGAUGUUCAAGCAAAGAAAUCUGUGGCAAUUCAUUGGGGAACUUUUGCCUUAGCAAACGAGCAUUACUUAGAGCCUCCUGUGAAACUGCGUGAAGCUCUAGAAAGAUAUGGACUUCAGACUGAAGAUUUUUUUGUCCUGAAGCAUGGAGAAUCAAGAUACUUAAAUACAGAUGAUAAAACUUUGAAUAAAUAGGAAAAUAGAUGAAUUUUAUUGGAAAGGUAUCAGUUGGAUAAUUUUGAAAACAAAAUGACUAAGAAAUUCAUGAAUAUUAUGACUUUUUAUGUUUGGAAACAACCUCUUCAUGUAUGGUGUAUGUUUUGUAUAUAAGUUGCUUACAAAUAUGAUGAACAGCUUUAUAUAAACUAUGAAAGAUUUUAGGGGUGGAAUUAUUAUUUUGGCAAUGUAGAUUUGAGAAAUCUUAUAUCAAUGAUAUAAGUAUUAUAAUAGAUAUUCACUUUUUACUAAAACAUUAUACUUUAGUGGUAGAAUUUUUCCAGGUUAUAAAGUAUUAAAUGUUUGUUUUCCUUUCUUUAGGGUCUUAUAGAAGAUGUCAGGUUGUCUAUCUUCCUAGAUUUUUUUCAGAGGUCUUCAUCCCUACCUCUUUCUUACAUUUAUGUUAUAGCAAAUGAUAAAAUUAACUCUUAUGUGCUUAUAAACCUGGCAGUUCUUGCUUACUGAAGAUGACCUUGUAGGCUUUAUAGUGACACACAAGUAUAAUCUCAGCACUAGGGAGGCCUAGGCAGAAGAAUUCAAGAGCAAUCUGAGCUACAUGGAGCAAUUUUAUCUAAAAAAAGAAAAAAAGACUGUAUGUUAAAUAUUAAGUGACUUAUUGUUAAGCACUAAAAAUAUGCAUUUGGGCUAAGUUAUAUUUAAGGACAAUUUUUUAUUGUGGUAAAAUGUAUUACGUAAAAUUUUAGCAAAGUAGAAAAUGUGUACAGCUUUUUGGUGAUAUUGUAUUUACAACUUGUACAAACAUGAACACCAUAAACUUAAAGUUUUAAGAAAGAAUAUUCUACUACCCAUCCAUAGUGCCCAAAUUAAAAUUCACUGAUAUGGGCAAGGAAAGGAAAGAGCGUAAUUGAUGACAUUCUCUAAUUUUAGUCUGAAAAUCAGACUUUGUGUUAAACACAAGUAUAGCUAAAACGAAAUAUUUUUCAGAGGAGCUAUAGAUCCUAAAUAUGAAUGGAAUCAUACGUUUUGAAUUGUUUUUCUCUUCUCGGUAUAUACUCUUUUUUUGGUGUUUAAGGUAUAAUUCACUAUGACAGUUAGAAUUAUAUUUUGUUUUACAUGAUUCAGAUGUCAUAUUUUUGUAUUAAAUGACCUUUAAAUACGAUUGUACCUUGUAUUAAAGCCCAUACGAAAUGCUAGUAGCAAGGAGAGCACCUGACCCCAACUGAGCUUUGGUCUUCGGUUCUGCAUUCAGUUGUUUGCUCUGAAGCUGCUUAAGGAGCAAAAUGCAUAUGAUAGUUUUGGAGGCCCUUCUAUGUUUCUGGUGCUUAUACACCAGUGAAAUCAACUCCAUAUAUCUAAUCUAUCACAGUCAAGAUAGUUUUUCUAUACCAAAUGCCAUCCAGGCAGUGCUCAAUUUACACCUAUGUAUGCAUGCCACAUGUUAGCUAUUAAAUAUGAAUUUUAAUCCUUCCAUUAUUUCAUCCUGCAUUUUCUGUUUAACUCGAAACAAAGUCACCUGUGCUCACUGUGCCUCAGUUUCCUCAUGUGCAACAAGAGGAUAAUUUUGACCUACCUCCAGAAUAUGUGUAAAUAAUAAAGGGAUGUUUUAAAAGCACGUUAGAAAUUUAAGGGAUAAAAAUGAUUUCUUAAGAUACCACUGCCUAAAAUAGGUAAGUACAUUUACAAAUCUAGAAGCAGGCUUAAUACUUUUUGAUAGUUUUGCUCCUGUUGCAGAUUUACGAAUACACAAUAGUAUACAAAAACAUCAAACACUAAUAGUCCCAUUCCACUCAUUUUGUAGAAUUUGGAUAGUAGUAGUCGAGAUCUUUAUCACAAUUUAGCAUUUUUUAUUUAAAAAAGUUCAAAUCACUUAAGGGAACAGAGUUGUUAAUAGAUAUGCAUAUGUAAUGUAGGUGAAUGUGUGUGCUUUGGGGGCACUAAAAGCACAAUUUUCCCCAUAAAGUAAAAUAAACAGAAAAACACUGAACAAGCACUAACUUUUUUCUUUUCUUUUUUCUUGUCGGUCGU